Molecule: messenger RNA, 2583 nt
Organism: Vitis riparia (riverbank grape)
Lineage: Eukaryota; Viridiplantae; Streptophyta; Magnoliopsida; Vitales; Vitaceae
Product: delta-1-pyrroline-5-carboxylate synthase-like
Exons: 19
Coding region: 342-2582 (746 amino acids)
Cellular component (GO): cytoplasm
Molecular function (GO): glutamate-5-semialdehyde dehydrogenase (NADP+) activity; glutamate 5-kinase activity; ATP binding
Source: RefSeq, a predicted model, not a curated record
UUCUGUUCCCAUAUGUUAUUUGACGACACCAUAUGGGAAGGGUUAGAAGGUGGUGUAUGUGAGGGGCGGAGAAGUGACAUGAAAUGGUAGUAAGGGGUAACUAGGGCCAGUUUACUUGGAUCGGGCGUGGAGAUAUUGGUAAUUAUCAGCGAUUCAAAUGAGUAGGGAAGCUGGCAAAAGAUGGCAAGCUGGUAUUUGAUGGAGAACAAGAGUUGAGGGAUCAUUAGUCGUAACUGUUCACUCAAGCGCCUCUCUCCGCUCGUUUCGCUUGCCCAGUUCUGCCAACCGCAUUCUUCAUCAUCAUCUCUCAGUGUGGGUGAGUCGACUCCGUUCCAGACUCCAUGGAUUCCUCUCGCGAGUUCGUCAAGGACGUCAAGCGUGUCAUUGUUAAGGUUGGAACAGCUGUGGUUACUCGAGCCGAUGGAAGAUUAGCAGUGGGUAGAGUUGGAGCUCUUUGUGAGCAGCUUAAAGAAUUGAACUCCCAAGGCUAUGAGGUCAUAUUGGUGGCUUCAGGUGCUGUUGGUGUUGGCAUCCAAAGGCUUCGAUACAGGAGAUUGGUCAACAGCAGCUUGGAUGAUCUCCAGAAACCGCAAAUUGAGCUUGAUUCAAAAGCUUGUGCAGCUGUCGGACAGAGUAGUCUCAUGGCUCUGUAUGAUACUUUAUUCAGCCAGCUGGAUGUUACGGCUUCUCAACUUCUAGUCACGAAUAGUGAUUUUAGAAAUCCAGAUUUCAGAAUGCAACUUUCUGAAACAGUUGGAUCCUUGUUAGAUCUAAGGGUCAUUCCUAUUUUUAAUGAAAAUGAUGCAAUCAGUACCAGGGAUCAUCCAAAUGAGGAUUCUUCUGGUAUAUUUUGUGAUAAUGACAGUCUGGCAACUCUACUGGCUCUGGAACUAAAAGCUGACCUUCUUGUCUUGUUGAGUGAUGUAGAGGGUCUGUACAAUGCCCCUCCAAAUAAGCCACAUGCGGAAUUAAUCCAUACAUAUGUUAAGGAAAAACAUGAAGGAGAAAUUACAUUUGGAGACAAGUCUAAGGUUGGAAGAGGGGGUAUGACUGCUAAAGUAAAAGCUGCUAACCAGGCAGCCGAUGCUGGCACCCCUACAGUGAUUACAAGUGGGUACGCCACUGACAACAUUGUAAAAGUACUUCAAGGGCAGCGUGUCGGUACACUUUUCCAUAAAGAUGCACAUUCAUGGACCCUAGUGAAAGAAAUUGGUGCCCGUGAAAUGGCAGUGGCUGCACGAGAAUGUUCCAGGCGGCUUCAGGCCCUGCCUUCAAAAGAUAGGAGGAAAAUUUUGUUGGACAUAGCCGAUGCCCUAGAAGCAAAUGAAAGCUUGAUUAAAGUUGAGAAUGAAGCUGAUGUUGCUGCUGCACAGGAGGCUGGGUAUGACAAGUCAUUACUAUCUCGUUUGGCCUUAAAGCCUGGGAAGAUCUCUGGUCUAGCAAAAUCAAUUCGGAUGUUAGCAGACAUGAAAGAACCCAUUGGUCAUGUUUUAAGUAGAAUGGAGCUUGCAGAUGGACUUAUCUUAGAGAAGACAUCUUGUCCUAUGGGUGUCCUCCUGGUUGUUUUUGAGGCUCGACCUGAUGCGCUAGUUCAGAUAGCUUCAUUAGCAAUUCGGAGUGGGAACGGUUUACUGUUGAAAGGAGGGAAAGAAGCUAAUAGAUCAAAUGCAAUCUUGCACAAGGUUAUCACUGAAGCUAUCCCAGAUACUGUUGGUGAAAAACUUAUUGGACUUGUCACUUCAAGAGAGCAGAUUCCCGAUUUACUAAAGCUUGAUGAUGUCAUAGAUCUUGUGAUCCCUAGAGGCAGCAACAAACUCGUUUCUCAAAUCAAGGAUUCAACUAAAAUCCCUGUUCUUGGUCAUGCUGAUGGUAUUUGCCAUGUUUACAUCGACAAGUCAGCUAAUAUGAAAAUGGCAAAGCACAUUGUUCUGGAUGCGAAGACCGAUUAUCCUGCAGCCUGUAAUGCAAUGGAAACCCUUCUUGUUCACAAGGAUUUUUUGAGUAAUGGUGGGUUCAAUAAGCUUGUUACAGAGCUCCAACGUAAAGGUGUUACUCUACACGGUGGACCAAGAGCAAGUGCACUGUUAAAUAUUUCUCAGGUUAACUCAUUCCAUCAUGAGUACAAUUCCAUGGAUUGCACAGUUGAAAUUGUAGAUGAUGUGCAUUCUGCCAUUGACCAUAUACAUCGACAUGGAAGGCAUGUUGAAUACUCUCAUUUUUCUUCUUUUGUUUUGUAUAUAAAUAUUUUAUGGCCGUUUGUGAUAUUCUGGUUUUUCUUUAACUUUUCUUUCAGUUCUCAUACUGAUUGUAUCAUCACAGAAGACUCCAAAAUUGCUGAAAUUUUCCUACUUCAAGUGGACAGUGCUGCAGUUUUCCAUAAUGCAAGUACCCGAUUUUGUGAUGGAGCACGUUUUGGACUUGGUGCAGAGGUUGGCAUAAGUACGAGCAGGAUUCAUGCUCGAGGUCCAGUAGGAGUCGAAGGAUUGUUGACGAGCCGAUGGAUUCUGAAAGGAAAUGGACACAUUGUGGAUGGCGAUGAAGGGGUCAUUUACACCCACAAGAGUCUCGCUCUACAAUCUUGAU